This is a messenger RNA of Histoplasma capsulatum G186AR, 1278 nucleotides long. RefSeq lists its product as uncharacterized. The transcript has a single exon. The record is from RefSeq and is a predicted model, not a curated record. NCBI's taxonomy places the organism in Eukaryota, Fungi, Ascomycota, Eurotiomycetes, Onygenales, Ajellomycetaceae. The coding region runs from base 1 to 1278 and encodes 425 amino acids.
AUGACAACUCACCAAACAUUAACCACUAUUGCUAUUAUUGGAACCUGUGAUUCGAAGCUCGAUGAACUGCUAUUCCUUCGUGAUCGGAUAUUAGAACGCAAUCGAUGCAAAGCAUUACUGAUAGAUGUGGGCCGAAAUCCAUGUCAGCACGAAUCAAUUGACGUAAGAAAUACAGACCUUAUUAAUGCUGCCGCAACAUCUCCACCAAGAGGAGCAGGCAUCGAUAUUCUACCGCUCUCCAGAACGGAGUAUAUCCAAUACAUGAUAAAAUGCGCCAGUUCCUAUAUACAAGACCUUUAUUCUCGUAGGGUUAUCCACGGAGUCAUUUCGAUUGGCGGGUCUUGUGGCACAUCUCUUGCCUCGGGCGCGAUGCGGAAUGCGUUGCCAGUUGGAUUCCCCAAGUUGAUCGUUUCAACGAUGGCGAGUGGAGACGUGAAACCUUUCAUAGAGGAGACAGACAUCACGAUGAUGUAUAGUGUCGUUGAUAUCGCAGGCACUAACUCAAUAUUGAAUCAAAUAGUAGCAAAUGCUGCUGGGGCCAUCGAGGGCAUGGCGACAUCCCACAGGGCCUAUGUGGACAAACCAGUUGCAACCGGCUUGAAACGGAUAGGCGUGACGAUGUUCGGAGUCACAACCCCCUGUGUCGAUCUAAUCCGACUUCACCUCCAGAGUAAUUACAACUACGAGGUUUAUGUCUUCCAUGCCACUGGCGCCGGUGGCAGAGCAAUGGAGCGGCUCGUUAGAGAAGGGAAAAUCGACGCUGUUAUCGAUGCGACUACAACGGAAAUUGCAGACGAGUUAUUCGGCGGCAUCCUUUCUGCUGGCCAUGACCGUUUGCGUGCGGCUGCCGAGGCUGGAAUCCCGCAGGUUGUCAGCGUGGGCGCCUGCGAUAUGAUCAAUUUUGGCCCGAGAAGCACAGUUCCUGAAAAGUUCCUCGGCCGCAAACUCUACGAGCAUAACCCUACAGUCACUUUAGUUAGGACUAGCGAAGAGGAAUGCGCUCAGAUUGGCGAAUUUAUCGCGACACAACUUCGGAACCAUGUUGUCAAUCCAAAGCUGGUCGAGGUCAUUCUGCCCACCGGCGGCCUUAGUCUCCUGUCAACUCCUCACAGCCCAUUCGAUGACCCCGUUGCUGACAAGGCUCUUUGGGACGCGUUGGAGAAGGGGCUGGAAUCAAGCGGUAUCAAAGUGUCAAAAAAAGAAUGUGAUAUCAACAAUGGCGAAUUUGCAGUGUUGUUAGCUGAGUCCUUGGUCUCAAUAAUUCGGGCGCAACCCUAA